AUGUUAAUAUCAGGUCCAAAGCAACCGGGAUACGAUAUCAAUACGUACUUAGCACCUUUAAUUGAUGAUCUACAAAUGUUGUGGACGGAUGGAGUUCGUUGUUUCGAUGCAUAUAAGGAAGAAUAUUUCACACUGCGAGCUGUCUUAUUAUGGACCAUCAACGGUUUUCCAACAUACGGUAAUCUAUGCGGUUUUAGUGUGAAAGGAUAUAAGGCUUGUCCAAUAUGUGGAGAGGAGACUACUUCAAUAAGAUUGCAACAUGGAAAAAAAAUGUCAUACAUGGGACACAUGAAGUAUUUGCUAAGACAUCAUCCAUACAGAUUACAGAAAAAAAAAUUUAAUGGGAAGCAAGAGCAUGGAAUUCCUCCACAACCCUUGUCGGGGGAGGCCAUGUACCUUAAGAUGAAAGACAUGAUAUUUUCAUGUGGGAAGAAGUGUGGGAAGACCGUGCAUAAUGAAGGUGGCAAUGACUAUUGGAAAAGAAGACCUGUUUUUUUUCAACUACCAUAUUGGAAACACUUGCAUGUUCGACACUGUUUAGACAUAAUGCAUAUUGAAAAAAAUGUAUGCAUGAACAUAGUGGGCACCUUACUUGAUAUACCAGGAAAAAGUAAGGAUGGGAUGAAUACUAGACUUGACUUGGUUGGAAUGAAAAUUAGACCAGAAUUGACACCAACGUUUACUGGUAAUAGAACUUAUAUCCCUGCGGCAUGUUAUACACUGUCAAAAGAAGAGAAGUAUCGGUUUUGCAAGACUUUGUCAGAAAUUAAAGUUCCAGAAGGUUAUUCAGCAAAUAUUAGUAGUCGUGUCUCUUUGGAUGACUUAAAACUGAUCGGCCUUAAGUCGUACGACUGUCAUGUUUUAAUGCAGCAACUGCUUCCAAUUGCAAUACGUUCAGUCCUACCGAAGAAUGUGAGGUACACUAUUAGUAGAUUGUGCUUUUUCUUCAAUGCGAUUUGUGCCAAAAGUUUUUCUGUCUCAGAUCUUGAUGCACUUCAAGAAGAUAUAGUUCUGACUUUAUGCAAUCUUGAGAAGUAUUUCCCACCCUCGUUUUUUACAAUCAUGGUUCACCUUGUCGUUCAUCUCGUUAGAGAAGUAAAGCUUUGUGGACCAAUAUAUUUGCGAUGGAUGUACCCAUUUGAACGAUGCAUGAAAGUGUUGAAAAGUUAUGUUCGCAGUAGAGCUCGACCGGAAGUAUGCAUUGCAGAAGCAAGCAUAUGCGAGGAGGCAGUUGGAUUCUGUUCAGAUUUUCUUUCUGGAUUAGAUCCUAUUGGACUUGGGUCACUCAAUUCAAGGACAGAAAUACAAAGCGAUCGACCGCUAUCAGUAGGAACAUACGUUCGACCCGAUGACCAACAACUCAAGCAAGCACAUCUUCAUGUCUUACAGAACAUUGGAGAAGUGCACACAUACGUUGAGUAA
Messenger RNA from Cucumis sativus (cucumber), 1422 nucleotides. RefSeq lists its product as uncharacterized. The transcript has a single exon. The record is from RefSeq and is a predicted model, not a curated record. Bases 1 to 1422 code for a protein of 473 amino acids. Lineage: Eukaryota; Viridiplantae; Streptophyta; Magnoliopsida; Cucurbitales; Cucurbitaceae.